ACCAUUUGGAUUAAUGGUAAAACAACAAGCCAAGACAUGAGUAAAGUCCUCUCCUCCGCAAAGUAAACCAAAUUAGCCCAAAUAUAACGCCUAGGUGGGGCCAGGUGGUGUCACGGGCCCCACCACCUCUAACACCUUAUCCCCAUUUUCCACAUUACCCACAACCACCCUUCUUUCCUCCGUCCUGGGCGGGCGUCUUUUUAACCCGCCCCACCUUCCCAUCCGGAUCCUCCCUUAUCUCUCUUAUUUCCACCCACGGCGUAAAUUAUCCUCCUCCCUUCAUUUCCCAAUUUCCUCUCUCUUCAAUGGCGUCUCUUCCACCUCCCGAAAACUUAGAUCCUCCAUUUGCAGUCCCUCUUGUUUUACCUCCACCUCAACAAUCACAUCUACAACCAGAACCACAACCACCUUCCUCUCGCCGUCUUCCUCCGCCGUGUUGGACACCGGACGAAACUGCCGCGCUUAUCGACGCUUAUCAUGAAAAAUGGUAUUCUCUCAGCCGUGGAAACCUCCGUGCUGCUCAUUGGCAGGAAGUUGCUGAUGAAAUUCAUAGGGUUUGCCCUAAUGUUUUGCCCCCCAAAACGGCUGUUCAGUGUCGGCAUAAGAUGGAGAAGCUUCGAAAGCGGUAUCGCGCUGAUCUUCAACGCGCGAAAUCGAUUCCUCAUCAUAGGUUUUCUUCUUCUUGGGUUUAUUUUGAUAAGAUGGAUGCUAUGGAGAGAGGUGAUUCUAUUGUUGCUGUUGAUGCUAAUAAUGUUAAUGAGGGUUUUGAUAAUGUUGUUUGUGUUGAUGAUGAUGAUGGUGGGGAUUAUGAUGAGGGUAAUGAUGGUGAUGAGGAUUUUAAUGGUGGAUUUGUUAAGGAAUUCAAGGAAUUUCAAAGGAAUGGGUUAAGGAUUCGUAUUGCGAAUUCAAAUCCAAAUCCGAAUCCAAAGAAGAUGAAUUACGGUGGAUUUGAUUACAGUCCUAGCGCUAACCCUAAUCCUAACCCAAACCCUAGUCUUGGAUUUGGGGGUAAAAAGUUUAAUGAGUUUGAUACACCGUCUCGAUACAACGAAGGAGUUAGGUAUGCUACAAGAAUUGUCAAAAAUGAAGGUUUUAAUGGUGGAGGUGGAAGUGGAAGUGGUGGUGUUGGAUCUUCAUCUGGAAUGGGGAUGGGGAUGAAUAUAUCGGUAGCUACGAAGAAGAAGAGGAGUGCAUUGGGGAAGAGAGAAAGAGAUAGGAAAGGUGGUGGAGGUGGAGGUGGAGGUGGAAGUGGAAGUGGAGUGGGGAAGGAGAUGGUGGAGGCGAUUCGACUAUUAGGAGAAGGGUUUAUGCAUGUGGAAAGGAUGAAGAUGGACAUGGUGAGGGAAUCAGAAAGAGUAAGAAUGGAGAAUGAAUUAAAGCGAACUCAGAUGAUUCUUGAGUCGCAACGACAACUUGUUGAGGCUUUUGCUAAAGGAUGGGCUGAUCUCAUUGUUAAUAAUAAUGACAGUAACGUUGGUAAUGUCAAUGUUGAUGAUGAAGAAGACAAUGUUGAUGAUGACGAUGAUGAUGGUUGUGAGAAGAAUAUUGAUAAAGAUGCUUGAUUUUAAUCUAACUCGAUCCAAUUACCGGUAAAAUUAGUAAACUUUUGUUUGCUUGAGUUUUAUGGGGUAGAUUCUGGGGUGAUUGAGAAAGAGAUAGUUCUGUGAAUUGGUAUUUGUAUUUUGUUAGGGGAAUGCUUUUUAGAGAAUAGCUGUGGUUUGUGAAGUUUUCAGAUUGGUUAGUUUAUUAAUUUGGAAAUUGCUUCACAUAUGUGUAGUUUUGUUUUGUUUAGUGUAGUUUUAUAGCUUUUUAAUCUGUAACCAAAUUUAUGAAACAUUCUGUAGUUCUGUGUCAUGUUUCUUGAGCUCAAAUGUGCAAUAUAAACUAAGCUUUUCUACUUGCUAAUAUGUCUUGGAGAAGUCUUGUACACUCUUGCAUCAUUUGAUAUAGAUCUUCUGUUGUGCUAACUUUGUAUCAUAUGAGAUCAUGAAAAAAGGGUUCUUUGUGCAGUAUCCAAAGUCGAACAUGUACAGUUCCAAGAUUGUUACUGUCCAAGGAAUCAGUAAUAUUUCACAUUGGUGAUUAGUUCUGAUGAUGUUUUUUGAGCUUGGUUGGAUGGGACUCUUUGGGACUAUGAUGAUGAUGACGAUGAGUGGAUGAUGUUUUGCUACAAAUCCUGUUUCUGACACAACAGAAUGGUUUCAAGUUCUGAUGAUGGUCUUUGUUUGAGCUUAGAUUUGGUAUAAAUGUCAUACUUUUGUUGCGGAUUUGUCUAGGGAGAAAUCUUGUAUAGUUUGGUUUGGCAUCUUGUGAUUUAUGUAUGAAAUAGGUUUUGACAUUUAAGAGUCACGCGCUUUACUGGAUUAUUUCUGAUAUUGCCUUUUAAGAUGGCAAGUAAAUAACUGAAAUGUAUAUUGCUGUUACAAAUUACAAUGGUUGUGCAAAAUCAGAUACCAAAUUCGAUUCA
This is a messenger RNA of Amaranthus tricolor (Joseph's coat), 2467 nucleotides long. RefSeq lists its product as uncharacterized. NCBI's taxonomy places the organism in Eukaryota, Viridiplantae, Streptophyta, Magnoliopsida, Caryophyllales, Amaranthaceae. The record is from RefSeq and is a predicted model, not a curated record. Bases 306 to 1562 code for a protein of 418 amino acids. Gene Ontology annotation, molecular function: transcription cis-regulatory region binding. Gene Ontology annotation, cellular component: nucleus. The transcript has a single exon.